Messenger RNA from Talaromyces proteolyticus, 1104 nucleotides. RefSeq lists its product as uncharacterized. The coding region runs from base 1 to 1104 and encodes 367 amino acids. Gene Ontology annotation, molecular function: protein-L-histidine N-tele-methyltransferase activity. The transcript is spliced from 2 exons. Lineage: Eukaryota; Fungi; Ascomycota; Eurotiomycetes; Eurotiales; Trichocomaceae. Gene Ontology annotation, biological process: peptidyl-histidine methylation, to form tele-methylhistidine. The record is from RefSeq and is a predicted model, not a curated record.
AUGGCAUCCAUGUUCAGCUUUGGAUUUUCCGGCGACGACAUCGAGGAUGACAUCGACAUCAACAUCGACAGUGCAGAGGUACACUACAACACCACCUCGACAAUCCUCCCUGAUUUAUUUCCUGCCGAAAAGCAUUUAUUCGAAGAAUGGGCAUCAUCACUACCGUCUCAAAUCGCAUAUAACACAUUAAAACUAGAAAACCCAGAGAGUACUGAACAGCCCCUGCGUCUCGGCAGAAGAGAGCUUUUCGACGUUCGCACCCAGCUCAUGGCCGAAGAUGCGCCUGGGCAUGAAGAGCUGGUCUCGGGACUGGAGCAGGGAGACCUAAAACCGACUUUCUACGAGGGUGGGUUUAAGACCUGGGAAUGCGCGCUUGAUCUUGCCAGGCUCGUGGCGAUGGAGCAGCAUUUGCAGUAUCUCGACGCUAAUGUCUUGAAUGAGGAUGAGAGGAAGGAGGAGAGGGGGUUGCAUGUUGUCGAAAUGGGCUGUGGCACUGCGGUGCCUUCUCUCGCGCUGUUUGCGCGGCUGCUGAGGGCUAAUGAUGGGAAGAGUGUGCGGUUUACGUUGGCGGAUUACAACUCUACGGUCCUGCGGAUGGUCUCGUUGCCGAAUCUGUUGUUGACUUGGUGGUUGAAUACGACACACGGCGAGAUGGAUGAGAAACCAGACGAGGGCGAACUAGACAUCGACGCCACGCUUCUCGAUGCCUUCCGUGCUGAUGUUUUGCAGCGAGGAAUCGUUGUUGAUUUUGUGUCGGGGGCAUGGUCGCCGGAACUCACUGCUCUCGUCUUGAACGAUAGCACGGCAACUGAUACGCUGGUGCUGGCCAGCGAGACGAUAUACUCGCCCUCUUCCCUCGGUGCGUUUUCCGAGACAUUGAUGUGUAUUCUGCGUAGGGCCGGGAAGAGUCGGUCCCUGGUUGCAGCGAAGAAAGUGUAUUUUGGCGUUGGAGGCGGGAUUGAUGAGUUCCUGUCUGUUCUGCACCAGCAGCCGCUGCAGGCGGGGGAGCGCGUUGAUGUGCAGAGGAGGAGAGAGAUUAGCUCAGAGGGUGUGGGGAGGAUAGUUUUGGAGGUGAGCAUUCACGAUACGACGGAAACUAAAUAG